AUGGUUCACCGACGCAGGAAGGAUCCAGCUGCGAUUCGAAGACGGGUUGAGGACGAAGGCGAUGAGGAAGGAGGUCCUGACCUCGGAGACCUGGAUGAUGAUUCUGGCAGUGAGGGGUCGUUAAUAAGUGAGGAGGAUGACGCACAUGAAGGGGACGAGGUCAGCACAAUUGGAGCUGCUCCUACUGACUCUCCCGAGCUAUCGAAGCUCAACGGAAAUGCCCAGAGACAAGUCAGAGAUGUCAAGCAGUCAUCGACGAACGGCGUUGCGGACUCAACAAAGAAGCCGCUCACGAAUGGUACUACUGAUAUGGAUUUGAUGCUGAAUGGCCUCAAGCUAUCGGAUCAGAAUGGAUCUGUCGAGGAAGUUAAUUACGAGGAUAUGCGUGAGGACGAAGAGAUUCUGGUACCAUCACCAGCCGUGGUGAACUCAACGGCGCAGAUGGACCGGCCACAGGAACUUCCCCACGAGCGCCGCCGAAGAGAACACGAGGAAUAUAAGAAGAAGCGAGACGCCGACCCAGCAUUUGUACCUAAUAGAGGAGCAUUCUUCAUGCAUGAUCAUCGUCACUCUGGUCCUGCUGCAAAUGGAUUCCGGCCCUUCGGCAGAGGUAGAGGUCGGGGAAGACCAGGCAUUGGUGGUCCAUUUGCACCAUUUAAUCAAAUGCCACAGUCUUUCGAACCUACCGAUGCUCCCUGGACACACGAUAUGCACGAAGUCAUCAGUGAGCCUAGCCCUCGAAACCUCCAGGCCCCUAAUUACCCCAACGGCGCCUCCCAUAUCCCUUCUCGAGUUCCUAUUAGCUCUUCUGAAGCUGCACCUGUAAAUCGAGCUCUCUCGGUCACAAAGCAUGUCGGCAAUGUGCAAGUACGGGUCUUGUUAUCGACGAUGAAGGAGCCUAUUGUGUUUCCUGGAAUUCCGUGGAAGCAAUACACUCGUCUACCAGACCACCGUCCUCCUUUGCGCCGAGAUAAACCUGUCCGAAUUUCUCUUCCGAACCAUCCGCCACGCUAUAUAUUCCCUGCUGUCGACAGGUCCUUCAUAUUUAUACCGAGAGCCAUGAGACCGAAUCAACAGGGUUUCGGCGGUCGUGGCAGAGGAAGAUCGGUUUUUGGUUCCGUGGGAGGAUACUCUAGAAGAACUAGUGUGUUCGGUGGCAGUAUGUUCGGCAGUGCAUACAGUCCUAGUGUUGCUAUGAGCCGCCGCUCAUCACUUGCUCGUGAGGUCAACAGAGAGAGCAUAGUCUCACCAACUGGAUCGACCAUGUCCCGUCAACAAGCGGCAUUGGAUUCAACAAGACCAGUCCCAGUUGUCAAAUUACCACCCUCAAGCCAAUCGGUCCAGCCACCCCAGUUGCAGAGUGCUGAAGCGGUAUAUUCAAAUGGCUCCCCACAGGCAUCGAAUUCGAUCGAUGACCUACCUCGACCACAGACUUAUCCAUUGCCUCAGAAGCCUACGUUUCGUGAAAAUAGGCCCAACCCUAUUCCUAUGCAUCAACCCCGACCUCAAAAAGCAGUGUCAGUUGCAGACAUCGAGUCACCUGCGACCUUAUCAUUCAAUCCACCUCAACAACAAUCUCAGCAACCAUUCCACCAACAGGUGCCUCUACAGGUCAAUGGUAAUAAUUAUCAGCAUGAUGCUAUGCUACAUUCACGAAACCCGUCUUAUCCGAGUCAGGCUUCAACUGGUACUCCACUAUCACAAAUUCCAGAAAGAGCUAUACAUGCUCAACCCUUCCAACCAAACCCGUAUCAACAAGCACCACAAAACUUCUAUCCUCAGCAAUUCCAUGUAAUGCCACAACCCCAAGGAUACUACUAUCCACAAACGUUUAAUCCAUCCAUGGCACCGCCAGGUGGAGCGCCUCCGCCGUUUAUGCCGCCGCAAACCCAGCAACAGCAGCAACAACCACCGCCAUCAUACCCUCAAGGAGCACAACAGACAGACAACAACAAUUCCCAAGGCGUUCCUCAGAACUUGGUGGCACAAGAAGUCAACGGCAUGGUUUACUAUUACGACGCGGCACAAAUUCCUCCUGUUGCUACUUUCCCAUCGUACCAACCUCCCCCGUCAUACCCGAUGCAGCAAGUUGGUGGAGUUGUUGGGAUGGGCGGCAUGAUGACACCUUCUCCUGAUGGUUUCUACUAUCCACAGGCACCCCAAGGUGUGGUCUACUACCAACAGUAG
This is a messenger RNA of Mollisia scopiformis, 2187 nucleotides long. RefSeq lists its product as uncharacterized. Gene Ontology annotation, biological process: mRNA processing. The transcript is spliced from 2 exons. Gene Ontology annotation, cellular component: exon-exon junction complex. Gene Ontology annotation, molecular function: mRNA binding. The record is from RefSeq and is a predicted model, not a curated record. The coding region runs from base 1 to 2187 and encodes 728 amino acids. NCBI's taxonomy places the organism in Eukaryota, Fungi, Ascomycota, Leotiomycetes, Helotiales, Mollisiaceae.